Messenger RNA from Cynocephalus volans (Philippine flying lemur), 402 nucleotides. RefSeq names its product TSSK6-activating co-chaperone protein-like. Gene Ontology annotation, molecular function: protein-folding chaperone binding. Gene Ontology annotation, cellular component: cytoplasm. The record is from RefSeq and is a predicted model, not a curated record. Lineage: Eukaryota; Metazoa; Chordata; Mammalia; Dermoptera; Cynocephalidae.
ACACCUGUUUGUGUUCAGAUGGAGCAGCACGCUAGUCUUUCUACUAACAGAAAAGUUCCAGCCAAAGAGGAAGGUGAUGCUGUGCCUCUUUGUCCAGCAAAACCCUCCCCCAGCUAUGUCAGUCUUCAAUCAGGUUCCCCACCAGCCACUUUUCUGAACAUCCAGACAACAAAGCUGCCCUCAGGAGUUAACCACAAACCCAAGGAAUGCCUAGGCCUCCUAGAAUGUAUGUAUGCCUGUCUCCAGCUUCAGACCCAGCUUGCCCAACAACAGAUGGCUAUUUUGGAAAAUUUACAGGCAUCUGUGACACAACUGGCUUCUGGGAGGGAAAGCAAGAACUCUUCUCUCCCAGCCUUAUCUCGUAAUCUGUUGUUAAAACACCUGCCCCAAUUCAGUAAAUGA